Messenger RNA from Funneliformis caledonium, 648 nucleotides. The record is from the annotation of a GenBank genome assembly. NCBI's taxonomy places the organism in Eukaryota, Fungi, Glomeromycota, Glomeromycetes, Glomerales, Glomeraceae.
AUGUCGAAAGCAGAAUUAAAUCAUCAAGCUGAAAAAGAUAGCAAAGGAGAAACAACAGAAGCCUAUAACCAUUUUUCUCUAGUACGCAAUUUUCAUCUUGCAGACGUUAUUACAAUAGCAAAUGGUGCAUGUGGCUCUUCUUCAAUUUUUUCGAGCAUAAAAUAUUUGAUCACACGAGAUGAAAAUUUUCUUUGGAUAAGCUUAUUUUUAAUGCCAUUAGGAAUGAUAUUUGAUCUUUUUGAUGGGAAAGUAGCAAGAUGGAGAAGGACCGCUAGUAUCUUGGGACAGGAAUUGGAUUCUUUAGCGGACUUGAUAUCAUUUGGUGUUGCUCCAGCAGUAUGUGCUUUUGCGGUUGGCAUGCAAACUUUCUUGGAUUCAGUUAUUUUAAUAAUUUUCAUAUCUUGUGGAAUCGCUCGUCUAGCACGCUAUAAUGCAACAGUAGCGUCCCUUCCCAAAGAUAAAUCCGGCAAAGUUCACUAUUUUGAAGGCACACCAAUACCAACGAGCCUGAGUAUAGUUGCGUUAAUUGCUUAUCUUGUUAAAAACAAACGUAUAGAUGAGAAUUUACUUGGUGGGAAAAUUGAAUUACCUCAAGGUUUUACAUUUCAUCCUUUGGUUUCAUUAUAUGGAUUGAGCGGAAUGGCUAUG